Molecule: messenger RNA, 756 nt
Organism: Rotaria sp. Silwood2
Lineage: Eukaryota; Metazoa; Rotifera; Eurotatoria; Philodinida; Philodinidae
Source: the annotation of a GenBank genome assembly
AUGCCGGUUCAUCGUCCAUGUCGACCAAUGGCUACAACAUCAAAUGCUCGAAAAUCAAUCGGAUUUUCAAUAAAUGAUAUUAUUAAAAAUGAUGAUACAUCAAAACAUUCUCCUCGACAUAAUCUUCCAACAAUACCAUCGUAUUUACCUCCAACAUCAUGGUUACCACCACCAACUAAUAUAGAUCCUAUUGUUCAAUAUCAACUUCAAUAUCUUCGAAAUGGUGGUCGAUUAUUUGAUGGAAGAUUUACUAGUCCAGAAGCAGCUGCAGCACUUAUACUUCAUUCAUUUCGUAAACCCAAACGUGUACGUACAGCAUUUACGCCAGCUCAAUUACUUAAACUUGAAAAUGCAUUUGAAAAAAAUCAUUAUGUUGUUGGACAAGAACGUAAAGAAUUAGCACGACAUUUAAAUUUAACUGAAACUCAAGUUAAAGUAUGGUAUCAAAAUCGUCGUACUAAACAUAAACGUUUAAAAUCUGAAGAUGGAAAUAAUAGUUCAAAUGAUAUAAAUGAUGAUGAACAACAAGAUGAAUCAAAUGAACAUGAACAUAAUCAACAAAAUCAAUCGGAUACAUCUGAUAUAACUAAUAAAAACGAUGAUGAACAUUCAUGGGAUAAUAAUAAUCAACAUUAUCAAUUUAUUUCUCAAUCAUCUACACCACGUUCAUCGGGUUCCGAUCGAUAUUAUUUACAUCUUGCUGCAGCUGCUGCUGCUGUUGCUGUAAAAAAUGAAUCAUCAGAUGAUCAUCGAUAA